AUGCCUGUAGUCUCUGAGCAGCCUGAUGACGCGAAUCUCGCUUUUUACUCGACUGAUGUUGGAAACAUUGGACAGAUUCAAGAUGGGUUUGUCGAUUCUGGUAUUACCCACGAUUUUAAUUGCGUAGUAGAAUUCCCCGUUGUUACUGGUCAAAUUGGAGAUCUGGUGGUCGGUCUGAGUGGCUACCAAAAGCACCUUGCCGAACCUGCCUGUUCCCAGCUUCUUGACGCUUUUGAAUUCGCUCAGAUGGAAUUCAUUAUCCAUUCUUGGAGAACAAAACUUGACACAGAAAUCCUAUAG
Messenger RNA from Ogataea philodendri, 300 nucleotides. RefSeq lists its product as uncharacterized. The transcript has a single exon. The record is from RefSeq and is a predicted model, not a curated record. The coding region runs from base 1 to 300 and encodes 99 amino acids. NCBI's taxonomy places the organism in Eukaryota, Fungi, Ascomycota, Pichiomycetes, Pichiales, Pichiaceae.